Messenger RNA from Homalodisca vitripennis (glassy-winged sharpshooter), 2040 nucleotides. RefSeq lists its product as uncharacterized. The transcript is spliced from 10 exons. The record is from RefSeq and is a predicted model, not a curated record. Lineage: Eukaryota; Metazoa; Arthropoda; Insecta; Hemiptera; Cicadellidae. The coding region runs from base 8 to 1930 and encodes 640 amino acids.
GUCCAAGAUGAUAAACUUAGUCACGAGCCUUGUAGUGUUAUUCCUCGCGAUCUGGGCCCAGUCAACAAAUGCCCAGUACCAAACCAGCUUAGGACAAUCAGCACAGCAGGCUCUGUUCAUUCGUGACAUUGACGCUCCCUCACCCUACAAUGAGCAUGUUCACCACCAUUUUGAACACACAAGUGACCGAGUGCCAAGACAGAGUGCUGUAUCUCCUGCAGCAAUGGACCAGACAGUACAGGGGAUCCUAGAAUGGUUACAAGGCAAAUAUGCUGGUGCACGUAAAGCUAGACAGGAAAGUCCAGCAAGGCAGUACCUGCCAGCUCGAGUGAAUCCCACAACUACACAGAAACCUCGGCCGUUCCAAACCAACGGUUAUGAUGGCCGAGCAUUGCCAACUGGUUACCCCUUUCCCCAGUCACCCACCCCUACAUUCAAUGUUCCUGAGACUCCUGCUCCUUAUAGUCCUUCCUCUACUGGUGGCACACCAUCCCCUUACAAUCCUUCCACAGGAGGCACCCCAGCUCCCUUUAACCCUUCUGGAAGUCCUACUCCUUACAAUAUCCCUUCUCCCAGUCCUUCUCCUGGGCCUUCCCAGCAGCCUUACAAUCCCUCUUCCUCUCCCCAAGCUCCAUAUCCCUCAGAAGAUACUGGACCUUCUCAAAUUCCCUUCAUCUCCUCUACAGGGACUGGCUUCUCAGUAACUGGUGGAUCAAAUUUUCCUUCUCCCACUGGAGCUGGGAUUUCUCCCACUGGAGGAGGAAUAUCUCCCACUGGACCAUCUGCACCCGGUGUUUUCCCUCAGUCACCACAGGGUAUCCCUGUAGACAACAACAUCGACUCAGAUGAUAACCAUCCUCCUCACAUUCACGAUAUCAAUGUUCAAUGUGCCAAAGAUCAAAUGACCAUCAACCUUGAAUUCAACAGACCUUUUAAUGGAAUUAUAUAUUCAAAGGGCUACUACAGUGACCCCCAGUGUCGGUAUGUUUCCCCCAACUCGGGGCAGACUAAGUUCUCAUUUACUGUCUACAUGAGGAGCUGUGGGACCCAGUUCAUUGAUGAGUUCAGAGAGGGUAAGCAGGCCUACCUCGAGAACGUUCUGGUACUUCAGAAUGAGCCAGGCAUUCAGGAGGUAUGGGACUCGAUACGCAGUGUGCGCUGUCUUUGGGAAGGAAACCUGAACAAGGCUGUAUCUGUGGCUCUCAGCGUUGGAAUGCUCAGCCAGGAGAUCGUCACUUUCAGCGGGGACACAGCCACGGCUCGGCUUGACAUCCAGAUGGGUCGUGGGCCGUUUGCGCCUGCCGCGACAGGACUAGUGAAGAUUGGUGAGUUGAUGACACUGGUGGUGACAGUAGAGGGAGAUCCAGCCUUCAACGUGUUGGUACGCAGCUGCAUAGCACGUGACAAUGACCCCAACUCUGGUAACAUGGUGCAGCUCACUGAUGACCGUGGCUGCAAUCUCAAACCUAAGUUGAUGGGAGCCAUACAAACCGCUCGGGACCCCAACACCAAUGCAGUCAUCGCCUAUGCUAUCUUCCGGGCAUUCAAAUUCCCAGAUGUGAUGGAUCUGACGAUAGAAUGUAAUGUGGAGUUGUGUAAGACAGAGUGUGCUCCAUGUCCAGAUCCUAACCAGAUACUGGAGCCUAACAGACGCAGACGUAGUGCAGACAACUCAACUCUGGAGCUGACAGAUCCGGUUACAGUUGGCCGCAGACUCCGGGUAUUCCUACCGGAGGACCUGGAAGAAUCCAGACAGAGCGCUGCCAUGGUCAUCAACGUGGGCAGUCCAGCCUCUGAUCAUGACUCCGUCUGCUUGAGUUCUUCUGUGUUCCUUCUGUCAUCAACAUUUCUGCUCAGUAUUCUGGCCACGUCCUGUAUAUGCAGUGCUGUCCUUUGGCUCAGGAUGCAACGCCAGUCGAUGUGGAAGUGACACCUACUUCUUUCCCCCACCUGUUCCUCCCUCUUUCCACGUCUUUUGUACAAAGUUUCACUAGCAAGUAAUUUUUUAUGAACCAAACACUGUUUUGUAAAUAAACCUUA